GGCGAACUGCCCGUCAUGUGACCAGGCCUGCCACGUGAUCAGGCUGCCCGCGCCUGCGCACACAGGCCCGGUGUCGUUUCCGCCCGCCGUUGCAGACAUGGCGGCGUCCCUGGGAGGGAUGUUCACUGGGCAGCCUCCAGGUCCCCCGCCGCCGCCGCCCGGGCUCCCAGGCCAGGCGUCGCUUCUGCAAGCAGCCCCUGGGGCCCCGAGACCAUCUAACAGCACUUUGGUGGACGAGUUGGAGUCAUCCUUCGAGGCUUGCUUUGCUUCCCUUGUGAGUCAGGAUUAUGUCAAUGGGACUGAUCAGGAAGAAAUUCGAACUGGUGUUGAUCAGUGUAUCCAGAAGUUUUUGGACAUUGCAAGACAGACAGAAUGUUUUUUCCUACAAAAAAGGUUGCAGUUAUCUGUCCAGAAACCAGAUCAAGUUAUCAAAGAGGAUGUCUCGGAACUAAGGAGUGAACUGCAGCGGAAGGAUGCGCUGGUCCAGAAGCACUUGACAAAGCUGAGGCAUUGGCAGCAGGUGCUGGAGGACAUCAAUGUGCAGCACAAGAAGCCGGCUGACAUGCCUCAGGGAUCCUUGGCCUUCCUCGAGCAGGCGUCUGCCAACAUUCCUGCACCUCUGAAGCAGACCUAAGCACUCCUGCCUGUCUUGCAGCCUUGCAGUCUUGCCAGACACGUUUCCUUACAGACCUGGUGUGUUGGAAGGACUCUGUUGGAUAAUGAGUUUGUAUCAGUUUCUGUCCCUAUUUAUAAGGUAGGGUUUCAUUAUGAAGCCGGGAAGGGCCUUGAAUCUAUGAUCCCCUGCCUCAGCUCCUCUAGUACUCUAAACUCCUGAAUACUUUAUAAAAAACCUCUGUCUUUGAUAAAGUAAAGUUUGGCUUUGUUUGUUGUUGUUGUUUGUAUUCAUCUUUAGCACUGUUUACUCCUUAGACUGUUAGAGUACUCACACACAUUCUUAUUUGGCCUUUGCCAUUUGUUUUGACAACAUUCUGUGUCUUCAUCUCCCUUUUUUUCUUAAGCUAUGAAUUUGGUGAAAAACCUGAAGGAAACAAUGUUUAGUAGUUUGAGAAGCCACGGGAUGUACAGUUUGGUUAUCAGCCUUAAUAGGCUACACUAGUGGUAGGUAGUGUAGACAGAGAUGUAAAUGUGCUGUUCCAAAACUGUGAGCUGCCUCGUGAGGAAUCUGGCACGGCAGUGUGAUGCUUCUAGGGCGGCACAGGGCGAGUGUAUUUCACAGGUAGCUCAGAAGAGGUUAGAAUAUGCUGCUAAUGGAAGAUACUUACCUUCAUGCUGGGUGGGUUUUUGUCUGGGCUACGUUCCAUUCUCUGAGUCCUUAUUCACUCUGCCUUGAGGGCACACACAUGAGGACUAUGGCAUGCUGAGUGCUCUUGGGCUGUGCUGUGCUGGUCAGGGUAAGGAAUGGAGUCCCAGGGAAGGCUCGGGUGAGGUAUGAGGUCACAAGCCUGCUUGGAUUGUCUAUUUGUCUCUGAGUUUUAUUUGCUUGUUUUUUGUUUGUUUGUCGUCCCCCCCCCCCCCCCUUCAAGGCCAAGCACCUCUCUUUACCCAAAACAAAUACUCCAUACCUCUUGAAUAGUCAGUGCAUCUCCAGCUUGGCUUUGUCCAUUUUGGUUUCUGGAGCCUUAGCCCAGGUCAUAAGCAUCACCAUCCACUCACUGCCGGCCUAGUCUGAGCACUGCCAUCUGGUCUGUGGAGCUUCAGCAUGCCCCGUUGCUGCGCCUCAUCUCAGGGCACAGGGUUUUGUUUGUAAUUUUGUCAACUUCCUUAAAUUCUACAUAUGCUUUAUGAGUAGCGACUAUGUUAGUUGCUCUAUUGUAUGCCUGUUAGAGUUAGGGACUUCCUUGAUUAUGCAAGGUCUUACUAGUUUCAUGUGUAUGCUUGACUGUAUGAUAUCUAGUUCCUGGAACAAUUUAAGCCAGUCUAAGGCCAUCAGGUUCCCUUAAUUAGAAUAUAUAAAUGAAACAGAGUGUUGAAAAAUUUAGGCUGGCAUGGUAGCAUUUGGGAGGUAGAGGAAGGAAGCUCAAAGUGUAAUCUCGUCUUCAGCUACAUAGCAAGUUUGAAGCUGUUGUAGAUUACAUGAGAGAGAUCUGCCCCCGUCCCCUCUACUUCUGUCAAAAAAAACCCCAAAACAAAACAACCAACCAAACAAAACACUUAAUUAAAACCCAUGCAUUUUCUGAAGUACUGAUUGACAGCUUGGCUGUUUCUGGAUUUCUUGGCUAAAAACUAAAUAAACUGGUUACAUUUUGGCUGGUUUGUCAAUAAUGAGGAGGAUGGUGGAAAUACUGAAAUCAUUCUUGGUGCUUAGUGAAAAUAUUUUUAAGUUGGUCUACAUACAAGUUACUGUUUAUUUUAAAUUGAAUUCAACGGUUAGGUUAAAAUAAUUUUCCCAUUUUGUCAGUUUGUGUGUGUAUAGUAUUAUCUGUGAACAUGUUUGGGGAGGGGUAUGUGUGUGUUUUUGUGAAGGUCAAAGAUCCAUGUGUGUUAGACAUUAGAGAUCCAGGUGGUAGCUAUUUCCAGAUUACCUUUCGAGACUCAGUUUCUCACUGAGUUUGGCCUUGUUUACUGGACAAGACUAGCUGGCAAACCACAGUGAUCUUCCUGCCUCUCUCCUCCUUCCAAGCUCUAGGAUUAAGCUACUCUGCUCGGCUUUUUAUCCUGGUACAACCACAUGAACUCAGGGCUUCAGUUACACACACGAGCUUUACUUACAGAACCAUCCCCCAGCUCCAUCUCUCUCCUCCUAAGUGGCACUUUGCUGGCUGUUGAACACAGACAUUCCAAGCUGCAUGUCUUUCAGGGGUUUCCGUUGGUUUGCUGCUCCUAUGUGUAACCUAAUGGAUUCAAGGAAGUUUCCUGCUUGUUUCAGUUGCCUACCUGAGUAAGACCAGCCUUUCCAUAUGCAUGGAUCCCAGACCGGUCGCCUUCUCUAGGAUGAAGCACUGUGGUGAUUUCUGCCACUUGCAACUGUCUGUCCUUGGCUCCUUCCCUGUACCUCACCCAAAUUCUGUCUUAAACAUUUCCCUUGAUCUUUUCCAGCUCCUUAUUCCGUCUCCACUCUGCUCCUUCCUCCACAGCUGUAUUUGUCUGUCCUGCAAUUGUGCUUGUGAUCAUCUUUGGCAACAGACCAGAUGGUACGUUCACUUCCUUAGUUUCUAUACAUGAACUUAGCUUCUUGACUAUCCAGUUCCAGUACCAUUGGUUGUGCCAGUCCUGGGUAUUAGUUUGCGUAGCAUGGGUGCUACAGUCAGGUCUGUUUCUGGAAUCCUCUAGUGGACAGUGGUCAGGAGCAGUCAGUCACCCUAGUCUACACUGCAGAACUAUCCUUGCACAGAGAGCACACACCUGCCAGUGUCCAGAAGCUGACCCAGCAGUGCUCCAGUUACUCUGCUGAGGUAAACAGGCUCAGAACACCAAACCUCAUCGUCACCUGAAACGAUGAUCAGGUGAGACAAAUCACUUAUAAUUCUCAUUGGGGCACAUAUACGCCCAAAACCAAGUCACCAGGUCAUUCAACCACCAGACAUCCUGCUGGAUGAAAUGAGUGACUGUGACCUUGGCCCCCUUUGGUUAAUAUCAACUUGACAGGAUCUAGUCCCACCUAGGAGACAGACCUCUUAGCAUGUCUUCGAAGAAGUUUAUGUUGGUUGAGGUAUGUGGGCAGCAGCAUCCCAAGGGCUGGGGUCCAAUACUGAAUAAAACAUGAGCUAGGCGUCAUUAUUCUUUGCUCUCUGCCUCCCAUCUGGACACUGUGACCAACUACUUCAGCUCUGUCCUUCCCAGCCAUGGUGGACUGAACCACCAAAAUCUUGAACCAUAGUAAACUUCUCUGAGUUCUUUUUUGUCAGCAGCAAGGAAAUGCAGAAGGCUGCAGAAAAGCAGUCUUGUGCCUUACCAAGAAUUACAAUGCUGAGAAAUGCCCAGAUCAGAAAAGGCACAACCACCUGUAUCGCCCAGUGCUCACUGCUUAUUGACAAACAUUGGAACUUAUGGCAAACGAGAGUGGGCAUUUCCUAUCCAAAACUCCAAAUGCUCCCAGAUCUAAACUUUUCCAACAAUGACCUGACACUGAAAGGGGAAACUUGCAUACUUGAUGCAUUGAGUAAAAAUGGAGGUGUACCAAGAAAAGAAUAAGGUGGAUAUAGAAAUGUCAGGGAAUAUGUUUAGUUUUUGGUCCCAUGUUUAAGAUAACUUGUGUAGAUUCAUGAAUCUGAAAAUAUGCAAACAUUUAUUUUAAGUCUUACUGGUGAUUGAAUUCAGGACCUUGCACAUGCUAACCAUGUGCUAUAUACCACUGCUAUGCACUUUUAAGCACUUGUGGACCCAAUUGUUAGGUAGGAGGUGAUAAAGCAAUAAAGGCUGCUUGCUCAUGAGUGGCAUUAGUACCCUUGUAAAGAGGCAGCUCUGUUGCACACGAGGCCCCAUAGUGGAGACUUACGAAGAAUGCUUCCCCACUUUCAUCUUGGUCUCUUACCUGCAGUAAUGCAUUUCUUUUGUCUGUAUACUCUCUCCAUCAUUAAAGUUUUAGUGUAACAGCCUCAACACUCCAG
Messenger RNA from Mus musculus (house mouse), 4568 nucleotides. RefSeq names its product mediator complex subunit 28 (gene Med28). The record is from RefSeq and is marked validated. Bases 98 to 634 code for a protein of 178 amino acids. Lineage: Eukaryota; Metazoa; Chordata; Mammalia; Rodentia; Muridae. The transcript is spliced from 4 exons. Gene Ontology annotation, cellular component: cytoplasm; membrane; core mediator complex.